Molecule: messenger RNA, 2553 nt
Organism: Solea solea (common sole)
Lineage: Eukaryota; Metazoa; Chordata; Actinopteri; Pleuronectiformes; Soleidae
Gene: pitpnc1a
Product: phosphatidylinositol transfer protein cytoplasmic 1a
Exons: 9
Coding region: 550-1542 (330 amino acids)
Biological process (GO): phospholipid transport
Cellular component (GO): cytoplasm
Molecular function (GO): phosphatidylinositol binding; phosphatidylinositol transfer activity
Source: RefSeq, a predicted model, not a curated record
CAGGGAAACUCACUCUCAGCAGCGGGGAUACAUUAGUGAAGCUGCUACCGAGGAAACGCGUCUAAGCCAACCACUUGUGUUUGUGUCUGAGGAACAUUUACGCAACGGAAAGGUUCCGUGUUUGACGCGAGAAAAAGAAGAAGAAGAAGAAGGAGAAAAAGGAGACACGCGAAGCUGCGGACGUCGUUGUUGUUGAAAGCGACUUGUUUUCGGAGUUUUGUGUGAUUUCUUUCCACUUCCCGCGCCACACAGGUUUAUAUGAGGCCAACGCUGGACUGUUAGGAGUAGUUUUUUGAGUCGCCAGCAGAAGGACUCUCUCCGCCAGGUGCAAAACCCCCUCUGGUGAUUUGGACUAAGUGUGUGCGCACGAAGCAGGAGUCGUUACUGGAGGCUGCUGAUGCACACAUGAGUGAGCAGGUGAAUACGUGAGUGUGUGUGGUUUCACCGAGCAAAUCUUUGCACUUCAAUGACUGCUUUGUAGGAUCGCGCCCGAACACUGUAAGAGCACCGACAUCAUCACCUUCCGCUGUGCAGAGAGAGAGAGAGACUAUGUUGCUGAAGGAGUACCGGAUCUGCAUGCCUCUCACUGUGGAGGAGUACCAGAUCGGCCAGCUGUACAUGAUCAGCAAACACAGUCAUGAGCAGAGUGAACGUGGGGAGGGGGUGGAGGUGGUCCUGAACGAGCCGUUCGAGGACCCCGAGCACGGAUCCGGCCAGCUCACCGAGAAACGAAUCUACCUCAACAACAAGCUGCCCAGCUGGGCCAGAGCCGUCGUCCCUAAAAUCUUCUACGUCACAGAGAAGGCGUGGAACUAUUACCCUUACACCAUAACAGAGUACACGUGCUCCUUCCUGCCCAAGUUUUCCAUCCACAUAGAAACCAAAUACGAGGACAACAAAGGGAGCAAUGAUAAUAUUUUUAGCGGCGAGCCCAGAGAAGAGGAGACGGAGGUGUGUUUUGUUGACAUCGGCUAUGAUGAGAUCCCAGAGCGCCACUACAAGGAAUCAGAGGACCUGCGCUAUUUUAAAUCCAAGAAGACUAACCGAGGCCUCCUGCAGGAAGGAUGGAUCAACACACAAGACCCCAUCAUGUGCUCCUACAAACUGGUUACAGUGAAGUUUGAGGUCUGGGGCCUGCAAACGCGUGUGGAGCAGUUUGUGCACAAGGUGAUUCGAGAUGUGCUGCUGUUAGGACACAGACAGGCGUUUGCCUGGGUGGAUGAGUGGAUCGAUAUGACUAUGGAGGAAGUAAGAGAGUAUGAACGUGCCACACAGGAAGCUACAAACCUGAAGAUCGGCUCAUUCCCUCCUGCCAUCGCCAUCUCUGAGACGCCGCUUCCAUCCAGCGCCCGCAGCGGCCCCAACAGCGCCCCGUCCACCCCCCUCUCCACCGAACCCCCCGAGUUCCUGUCGGUGCCAAAGGAGCGUCCCAGAAAGAAGUCCGCUCCAGAGACCUUGACCCUGCCGGACCCAGGUCGCAGGGAUUCACUCUUCAAGCUGCCCAGCUUUUUCUCAUGGAACUCCAGCCCGCAGCCAGAAUGAGACCAGCAGGCCGAGACGCCUGGUGAACUAACGCUCUCAAACUGCGGAUCAGUGGGGAGGAUGCCUGCUGAGCACGUCCCACAAUGCCCCCUCAGCCAGCUGAAGUGAAGGAGACUCGUCAGUGUCCUGGUGAUUCCAGCCCCCUCAGCAGACUCGCCGGUGUUACAGCAAAGCCAGAAGCUCUUAGGCUAACUUUACAGAUAGAGACAGGCAAAAAAAAAAAAAAAAAAAAAAAAAUGUCCUGUGAGGUCUUAUGGUAUAGUGUGUCCCAUUGAGAGUCUAACAGAAGCAGCUGGAGGUCACUCAUUCAUCUCCUCUCCUCAGAAAACAACCAGUCAGACUGAGUGUAGUGUACAUUCCUGAAAAUGUUUUAAUCCCACAGAACAUCAUUUGUUUUUUUUUUUUAUUUCCAUCCAAGCUUUACAAUGUGUUGAUAUUCAGUCACUGUACAUAAACUGUACAUUUUUUUUUUCCCACUUUAUAUUUAAGCAUUGGAGUCUUGGACUCCGUUUCCUGGAAUAUGUGGUUUGUCUGUUCACGUGGUGGCGACUCUUUGGCCACUGUAUCAGUUGAGUUGUGCUGAAUUUCACGGUGUGAGGUGAUUGUGUAUAUAAUGCAUUAUGAACAAUGAAUAAAGAGUAAAAUGUCCGUUCUUCAAAUCCAGUGAUGCUGCUGCUAUGAAAUGGCUUGUGUAUUUUAUGGGAUGGGGCUAUCUUCACGUGUUUAUUUAUUUAUUACACUGAGUUCUGUCAAUCGAGACGUCUGUGAAUUGCUGGUGAAAUUGCAUGAUUUUUGACCGCAGAAGCUACUUUAAAAAUAUCUGGAUGUUUUCUUUGUAAUCGCUGCCUCAUGAUUGAUGUUGUGUUUUAAAAUGAGGUUUGACGGGUUGGUUAUGUGGUUUGUACUGGUUUGUUUUGCUGCUUUACCAUUUUAGGUGUAUUCAUUUUAGUCGCACUCUUCAACAUUUUUGUAUUCAGUAAAUUGAAUUUAAUUAAAUAGUGUUGUAUCCAU